AUCAAUACAACCCUUCUCUCUCUCUCUCUCUCUCUCUGAAGAAGGGAAGCAAUGAGGACCAGUUGAAGAAGAACUUGUUUAUUCUUUAUUCAUUUUCAUAAUUAUAUUUAUAAAAAAAAAAAGGUGUGAGAAGAGAAGAAGAAACUCAAAAAAAAAUAUCAAACACCUUUGUCUCUUUUCUGUUCUGUUUAGUACUUCACUUCACUUCUCUGUUCUGUUCUGUUUUUGUGAAUAAUAAUAGAGACAUGAAGAAGGUAUAUUCACAUUGCAAUAAUCAUCAUCAUCAGAAACAAUUCAACACAAGAACAAGAGCAAGACAACACAAUCAUCAUUCUCAUUCUCAUUCUCAUUCUCAAUACCAAAACAUUAGACUACAAAAUCUGCUACUUCUACAUUCUUUGCUUCUUAUCAUUGUUACUCCAGCAUUGUGCAAUGUUCACCAACCAUUAUUGAACUUGAAGUCUAAUAACCAAACUCUAAGAUCAAAUCUUGAGUUACUCAAGCUGAGAAGGAUUAGAGCACACUUGGCCAAGAUCAAUAAACCUGCUCUCAAAACAAUUCAGAGUCCAGAUGGUGAUUUGAUUGAUUGUGUUUUGUCUCAUCAACAACCAGCUUUUGACCAUCCUAACCUUAGAGGUCAGAGACCAUUGGAUCUGCCGGAGAGGCCGAAGGGAUACAAGAACAAGAACAAUGAAAAAAUCGGAAUGAAAAGCUUUCAACUAUGGAGUGAUUCUGGUGAAGAAUGCCCUAAUGGAACUAUUCCAAUUAGAAGAACAAAAGAGGAAGAUGUUCUAAGAGCAAGUUCCAUUAGAAGAUUUGGAAAAAAACAUGUAAGGAGAGACUCAACCGGUAACGGCCACGAGCAUGCAGUUGUUUUUGUGAAUGGAGAUAAAUAUUAUGGAGCAAAAGCAAACAUAAAUGUAUGGACACCAAGAGUUACAGAUCAAUAUGAAUUCAGUUUGUCACAGAUUUGGGUUAUUGCUGGCUCCUUUGGUUUUGAUCUUAAUACUAUAGAAGCUGGUUGGCAGGUAAGUCCAGAAUUAUAUGGAGACAGCAAUCCUAGGUUCUUCACUUAUUGGACAACAGAUGCAUAUCAAGCAACUGGGUGCUACAAUUUGUUGUGUUCUGGAUUUAUCCAAACUAACAAUAGGAUAGCAAUAGGUGCAGCAAUCUCACCAAGAUCUACAUAUAAUAGCAAACAAUUUGAUAUUGGCCUAAUGGUUUGGAAGGAUCCAAGACAUGGACACUGGUGGCUGGAAUUUGGUUCAGGAUUAUUAGUAGGUUACUGGCCAGCAACCAUGUUUAGCCACUUAAGAAGCCAUGCAAGCAUGGUUCAAUUUGGUGGAGAAAUUGUGAACUCUCGUUCAAGGGGUUACCACACUGGAACUCAGAUGGGGAGUGGCCACUUUGCUGGUGAAGGUUUUAGAAAAGCAGCAUAUUUUAGGAACUUGCAAAUUGUUGAUUGGGACAACAACUUGCUACCUCUCUCAAACAUUCACCAAUUAGCAGAUCAUUCUAAUUGCUAUGACAUUAGGCAAGGAAGCAACAAUGUUUGGGGACAUUACUUUUAUUAUGGAGGUCCCGGACGAAAUGUCCGAUGUCCUUGAAACAUAUACAAAUGUCGAAUUUAUAUGCAUUCACACCGCGUUUGGUAAUUGUCCUGUGACAUAAUACGUAGACGUUGAAACAGUAGAAAUAGAGAAAAAGAUGGAGACGCAUAUACAGUUGUCUUCAUGUACAGUCGAUAAUUGAAAAUCGUCAAAUGAAAAUUUAGUAUCAAUCUCACAUGAAGACAACUGUAUAUGAGUUUUUCUUCCUAGAGAAAAUUUGUUCUUUUCUUAAA
Messenger RNA from Arachis duranensis, 1843 nucleotides. RefSeq lists its product as uncharacterized. Lineage: Eukaryota; Viridiplantae; Streptophyta; Magnoliopsida; Fabales; Fabaceae. The record is from RefSeq and is a predicted model, not a curated record. The transcript is spliced from 7 exons. Bases 246 to 1607 code for a protein of 453 amino acids.